Elephantulus edwardii (Cape elephant shrew) is the source of this 1686-nucleotide messenger RNA. It is a transcript of the gene FAM114A1, whose product is annotated as family with sequence similarity 114, member A1. The transcript has 13 exons. The record is from RefSeq and is a predicted model, not a curated record. Bases 1 to 1686 code for a protein of 561 amino acids. NCBI's taxonomy places the organism in Eukaryota, Metazoa, Chordata, Mammalia, Macroscelidea, Macroscelididae.
AUGUCUGGUGAUGGCAGUGACACCUUAGCCACUGAAGACAAAGCAGAAAUUAUGGAGACGGCCAACGGUGACUCUUUACCCAGUGAUGCAGGAGCACACUGUGGUUCAGCUGCAAUUUCAGACGUGCCAAGCCCAGCUGCCCCCAGAGCAGACGUGCCUGAAAUUGCAGAUGUUAAUAGUGCAGAGACUGCUGACAUCAGGCACCCUGAUCCACCUGUGGAGCCCCCCUUCAAUGGAGAAGUGACCGAAGACACACUUGCCGAGUGCGUGGACUCCGUUAGCUUGGAGGCAGAACCCGGAUCCGAAAUCCCCCUGAAGGAACAGAAUCAUCCGGCUGUUGAGGCCCCUCAGCAUGGAGGGGGAUGGGCAGGCUGGGGUUCCUGGGGCAAAUCUCUGCUCUCAUCAGCAUCUGCCACAGUAGGUCAUGGGUUGACAGCAGUCAAAGAGAAAGCAGGGGCCACCCUGCGAAUUCAUGGUGCAAAUUCGGGGUCUGAUGAAGGGGUUCAAGCUGAUGCUGAACCCCUGAAGGUGAAUGAAACCCCUCAAGUAACAGAUGUUGCCACAGACCAGAGCCCUACAGCCAGCACCCCCACAUCUCCAUCGUCAGGGUCUCGGGGUGUGCUGUCAGCCAUCACCAAUGCGGUUCAAAACACAGGGAAAAGCGUCCUAACUGGUGGUCUCGACGCUUUGGAAUUCAUCGGCAAGAAGACCAUGAACGUCCUUGCAGAAAGUGACCCAGGCUUCAAGCGCACCAAGACACUAAUGGAGAGAACUGUUUCCUUGUCUCAGAUGUUACGGGAAGCCAAAGAGAAAGAGAAGCAGAGGCUGGCCCAGCAGCUCACAGCCGAGAGGACGGCUCACUAUGGGCUGCUAUUUGAUGAGUAUCAAGGUUUGUCCCACCUGGAGGCCCUGGAAAUUCUGUCCAACGAAAGUGAAAUCAAGGUUCAGUCAUUUUUAGCCUCACUUGAUGGAGAGAAACUGGAAGUCCUAAAAAAUGACCUCAUUUCCAUCAAAGACAUUUUUACUGCCAAAGAAUCUGAGAAUGAAGAGAAUCAAGAACAAGGCUUAGAAGAAAAGGGAGAAGAAUUUGCUCGCAUGCUGACAGAUCUUCUCUUCGAAAUCCAUGUUGCAGCCACACCUGACAAACUCAAUAAGGCGAUGAAGAAAGCUCAUGACUGGGUAGAAGACGAUCAAACCCUGGUGUCAGUGGAUAUGGCCAAAGAGCCUGAGGAGAAAGACCAGGAGGGAGAUGAGGAGGAGAAGCCUGGAAGUGCUGAAGAAGGAACAAAGGAAGAAAAGAAAGUGAAGACAGUUGAGGAAGUGUACAUGUUGUGCAUCGAGAGCCUGGCUGAAGUCACAGCACGCUGCAUCGAGCAGCUCCAUAAAGUGGCCGAGUUAAUUCUUCAUGGGCAAGAGGAGGAGAAACCAGCUCAGGACCAAGCCAAAGUUCUGAUCAAAUUAACUACUGCAAUGUGCAAUGAAGUGGCUUCUUUAUCAAAGAAGUUUACAAGCUCAUUAACCACUGUUGGGAGCAACAAGAAGGCUGAGGUCCUUAACCCCAUGAUCAACAGUGUAUUGCUAGAGGGCUGCAAUAGCACAACGUACAUCCAGGAUGCUUUCCAGCUGCUACUGCCUGUGCUGCAAGUCUCACAUAUCCAGACCAGUUGUUUGAAAGCACAGCCAUGA